Molecule: messenger RNA, 1836 nt
Organism: Daldinia childiae
Lineage: Eukaryota; Fungi; Ascomycota; Sordariomycetes; Xylariales; Hypoxylaceae
Exons: 1
Coding region: 1-1836 (611 amino acids)
Source: RefSeq, a predicted model, not a curated record
AUGAAAGAAGCUGAGCUUCAUGCAGCCGUUGCUUCACUUCCUAGAACUACAUUCACCGAGCUUCUCCGAGCCUUGGACCCAUUUGUUGUUGCUAAGGAUGCCGAUCCAACGAGCCAAACACACAUAUCUGCUGGAGCGUACCAGAUGCUAAAUUUAGGAGCCACUAUUGACCUUUGGGGAGUACGAAAAUUAUAUUCGAAGCUACUACGCCAAAUGCUAGUUCUUCUGUCUGCGUUGAAAGCCUCAGGCGGUAUUCUACAGGCAGAAGAGUACAUCUACCUAGUUAGGUGUGCAGGUGCUGCUGUAGACCCUGCGGGAGUAAAAUGGAUAUGGAAUGAGAUGGUCCGUACCCAGACUACAAGUUGGAGGCAAAGUGGGAUAUAUGCCGAGUUUGUUUCCGCACGCUUCCUCACCAACCCUUUAUAUACAGGCUACGAUAAAACCAAAAGGAUGGUCACUAGCCGAAGUUUACAUAACUCCAAAUUUAUCCUUCACUGGGCACAGAUUCGAAAGAUGGAUUACCUUAGAUACAAUACCCGACUCAAGAAGCUGUAUUUCGGACUCAACAAGGACACCAAGCAUGCCGAAGACUUGAUACGAAUGAUGAGGAAAGAUAACGCGGCUAGGAGACUUUACUUCUGGAUUCAUAGUCGUGGCACCUACAUGACCGAAUCUUUAGCAUGUGCCUUGAUGGUUGCCUUUGGACGGGCCGGGUCUUUACAAUUUAUUAGUGCUAAUAUAUUAGAUCGUCAUUUCGGCAUUAAGAUAGGUAAUAUAACCCACAGCAUGGCAACUGACAUACGCCAAGGCCACAGCCGUGUGAAACCUACUGUGCUUCUUAUGGAAGCCAUCGUGGAGACAUAUGGUUCAAAUGCAGAGAUCCCUCUUGCCUUACAGCUGGUCCAACAUCUAUCAGUGACCUUUCGAAUUCCUAUCCCUGCGUCUAUAUGGAAAGACCUCAUGGAGUGGACCUACAUUAUGGGCUCUGUACCGCUGUCUAGGGGAUGGAAGGCGGCCAAUAUGUUUUCUAAAGUACCGAACGCAAAAGUAGUAGAGUUCAUCUGGGAUAUGAUGGUUUCUGAGCCGUAUAAUAUACAACCCAGCUUCGACCACUACAAUAUACUCAUUCGGAAUCUUAUAGCGCGGAAUCAGUUCGGCAGAUUCAUCCCAUACAUGAGGGAGGCAGUUGAUUUAUACAACAUUCAAAACCAAGAGUAUAGGGACGCGGUAAUUGAGUACACCCAAAUGAUUAACGAGAAUGGGGUGCGUAGUAGCGAGACAGUGCAUCGGUACCAACGGGCUCGGUUUAAGAAGGCGACUAUGCGGUACGCCAUCCAAACAUGGUGUCGACAGUUCCUUGCCAACGUACAUGCAUUCAACCCUACGAACCCGCUUGUAGCCGUAGCCGUCCCGAAUUUCAUUAGCGAGUUCAAGACUUUUAUGCCAAACCCGGUCUUUUAUCGCACGUCUGACGGAUACGUCACUCUCUUCGACCCUCUCCGGGAACCGCAGCGCUUAGUCCCUGUCGAACAACUUCCUAUCACCAUACAGGUGAAGACUAAGUUGGGCGAGGUCGUGUACCUAAACUCAACAACGAAGAAACACGCCACUAGGUCUCGAAAUACCUUGGCGGGCCGAAAGCCGAUAUCUCACUUUGACCUCGAGACUCUCCUUACGACCACGUCCCGGGCGAAGCUGCCGAAAUCCUGGGAAAGGCCGGCUAUCAAAGAAGAAGUAGAGGAGUCAGAGGAAUCAAUGGCUGAAAUCGAGUCUAGCGAGGAGUUGCCGGAGCCGCUAGAGGUGGAUACUUAUGAUGAUGAUGACGACUUUUAUUAA